AUCUGAAGACGAGGCGUUUCCAGUCGCUGUCUGGUCUGCUGUUCCUUCCUGGCCGUCUUCUGUUGCCGUUCCCCUUGUUUGGAGUACGGACGAAAAACGCAAAACGUACAGUUCCCCAGCUCAAUGAAUCAUGGAAACAGAGAAAAUUCCUGAAGCGAAGAUCAAAAGAUAACGAACGCGAGGAAUAUGACGACAAAUGGACAUUUUAAUAGUCGGGAGUCACGCAACGGAUGUUACCCUGUACCACAAACUGUGUUUCCAUCGAGGAGACUUGCGCUCUCGGGAUGUCCCAUAUAACUGCGCUAAACUCUGAUUAGGCAAAUGUAUGGGGCGCCUGCUUUGGAACAAAGGGGGAAACAAAGUUUGAUGUGAUUUGUUAAUUUGGUUUGUUACAACCGACACAGACUCUCAGUAGACAGAUUAAGCUGUCAUCAGCUGGUAACAUUUGAUGCUUCCUGCUGGAGGGGGGGUAAAAAAGCAAUGCAAAGGUUAAUGCAAGAUAUUUAAGAUAGUUUUUUUUCUAUUUCAUUGCCAUUCUAAAAGGAACAACUUGCUUUUGCUGCUGUUUUGAAAAAAAUGUGUGAUGCUGGACACUCUAAAGCACUAAUAUUCUUGCAUGACUGCAGUCUGAAGCCUAGACAGCUGUACAAGUAACAGAAUAAAUCAGAAUAUAUUGUCUUCGAAGAGGAGGAGAAAAGAAAAGAAAAGAAAAAACAUGGCAGUCGAAGCCCGAAUAACAAUUCUUCACAUUGGACUGAUUGCCAUGGUGGUUCUUCUGGGUCCUGUGGCUGCUGCACAGAGUGAGCAGAGGGAGUGUGCGUACACAGAAAAGCCACAUGGAGAGGGACGUGUCUUUCUUGAGAACUCCACCAUUCGCUGUAAUCAAGGAGGUCACUGCUUUGGACUCUGGGUGAAAAAGAACAAUGAAAUUCUGCUAGAGAAGCAAGGUUGCUGGACAAAUGUAGGUGAAUAUCAGGAGUGCUAUGACCGCUGCGUGGUGACCAGCCCACCGUCAAUGGCCAAGAAUGGAACGCUUCGAUUCUGCUGCUGCAAAAAAGACAUGUGCAACCUGAACUUCACUGAGGACUUCCCACCUCCUCCCCCCACCACCGUACAGCCUCUACAUUCCCGCCAUCUUUACAGAGAGGAAGCCAUAGUUGCAGCAUUAGCAACUGUGUUCAUGGUUGCUGUCCUUGUCAUUCUGCUUUUUUCCGGCUACCGCAUGCUAAGAGGACAUGGUAAACACUCUCUGCAUACCUUGGAUAUUCUGGAGACUGCGCUUUCCCCUCCUUCUCUGGAUUUAGACAACCUAGUGCUGCUGGAGCUGAUUGGCCGGGGCCGGUAUGGAACAGUAUAUCGCGGUUCACUGGAGGACCGAUCUGUGGCAGUGAAAGUUUUUGUUUCUGCUAACCGGCAGCAGUUUACUAAUGAGCGUAUGAUUUAUCACCUCCUCCUGGAUCAUGAGAACGUAGCACACUUCUUAGAGAGCGAGGAACGUGUCGGUACAGAAGGUCGGACAGAGUUUCUCCUCUUGCUGGAGUUUUACCCACAUGGCUCUCUGUGCACGUAUCUGUGCAGGCAGACUGUGGACUGGCUGAGCUGCUGUCGUUUGGCUCUGUCUGUCACCAGAGGGUUGGCGUACCUGCACACAGAGAUACAGAGAGGGGAUGUGUAUAAACCGGCCGUGUCCCACCGGGAUCUGAACAGUAGGAAUGUGCUGGUGAAGACAGAUGGCUCAUGUGUGAUCAGUGAUUUUGGACUUUCCAUGAUUCUGACGGGAAAGAGACCGCCUGGGCAUGGAGAAGAGGACAACAGUGCCAUCAGUGAGGUGGGUACAGUGCGAUACAUGGCUCCAGAAGUGUUAGAAGGGGCAGUCAAUCUAAGAGAUUGUGAGUCAGCGCUGAAACAAGUGGAUGUUUAUGCACUGGGUCUGCUUUACUGGGAGACCUUCAUGCGGUGUGCGGACCUCUUCCCAGGUGAGACAGUUCCAGCUUUUCAGAUGGCGUUUCAGGCAGAGGUGGGUAAUCACCCUACCAUAGAAGACAUGCAGGCACUUGUGUCCCGAGAAAAAGAAAGACCCAAAUUCCCAGAGGCCUGGAAGGAAAAUAGCCUGACGGUGCACUCUCUGAAAGAGACUAUGGAAGACUGCUGGGAUCAGGAUGCUGAAGCCCGACUGACGGCUCAGUGUGCAGAGGAGAGACUUGCUGAACUGCUUCUUAUCUGGGACAGGGAAAAAUCAGUCAGUCCUGCUCUUAACCCCAGUACUGCACUGUUUAACCACAGGAACUUCUCUACUGGAAGGCAGAUGCCUAAGGUGGGUUCUUUCCUUGAGCACUCAUCUACAAACACUGAAGACCAGGAGGGCACUGAUAAACCCCUCCACAAUGACACCUCAAUGGACCCACCCUCGGUGGGAGGGUCUAACCCUGCAGAGAAGAACAGGAACUGCAUCAACUAUGAGUGGCAGCAGGCCCAAUCACGAACGUCUGGGACAGAAACCUCCUUCCCUACUCCUGUCUCUGAGUCCUGCAAUGCCACACAGCUUCCACCAGUGGGCAACAGUGUCCCUCCCUGUGCUCAGCUGACCCAGGAAGACCUGGAGAUACCAAAACUGGACCCAAGUGAAGUCCAGAGGAACUUGAGAGAGAGCUCUGAAGAGAGCCUGAUGGAGCUUUCGCAGAAGCAGUUCUGCUCUCCGGAAACAUCGACCUCACAUGGCGUAUUUUACCCCCUCAUGAAGAUGGUUUCUGAGGUUUCAGGGUCACAGGGUUCUGGUCGGCUUACUGACACCCCUAUAACCAUCCUACCUAAGCAGCAGAAUGUUCCUAAGAGGCCGAGUAGCCUAAGUCUCCAUGCUAAGCCUUCUGGGAAAAUACCCGCCUUGUCAUCUUCAUCACUGCGGAUGAAGUUUGGGAAACUCGGAAAGUCGAAUUUGAAGAAAGUCGAGAUGGGUGUGGCUAAAGCCAGUGCGGUCAGAGCGGCACAUGAGGCCAGGCCGAUUACUGUUGCCAACAACGAUGCUGCGGCAGCAGUGAGUAAAUAUGCGAACGGAGCAGCACCUGAGUCAGCAGGAAGUGCAGCCAAUGCCGCUGAUGUCCGUUGGAAGGGCGCCAUGAGUUCAGAGGACUUGACCUUUGGCCUCUUGAACACUAGCCCUGACGAGCAAGAACCUCUUCUGAGAAGAGAGGCGCAUCCUGACAAUGCGAACAACAACAACAGCAAUAACAACAAUGGCGAGGGAGAGGGUGAGGGAGACACUGAGGGUGGAGGAGAGGGAGGAGAGAACAGUGAGAAUGUUGGUCCAACUGGAGAUGCUCCAUCAGCUUCUACCGUGGAGCCUGUUGCGCUGCCCGGCCCGUGUCCUGCCCCAACCGUGGUUCCUCCACAGGCACAACCCCAAGCUCAGACACAAGGAGAGGCCCUGCUCAGACAGAACCGUGUGCGCAGACCUGAGAGACCCAACUCACUAGAUCUGUCCAUGACCACACUGCCAUUACUAGAAGGCAAGUCUGCCGUUGACGUGACAGAGGGAUCAGGAGAUAAAAUCAAGAAGCGAGUGAAGACACCUUAUGCUCUGAAGAAGUGGCGUCCUGCCAGCUGGGUUAUCACCACAGAUACACUGGCUGCUGAAGUCAACAACAACAGACUUCAUGGAGGGCCCGGUCAGAACCAGAAUCAGGCCGGUACCAGCAGACCUAAAUCAGCCUCUGCCGUGCAUCUAGGUAGUCGGGGAGGAUCUCGCUUCUCAGAUCCCAAUGACUGUGACUUUUGAACAUAAACCUCACUUUGCUCUUGAAAAAAAUUUCAAAUCAAACAGUCUAAAGUUUGUGGAGACAAGUGUGGACUGGACCAUAUAAAUGUCUUAAAUUUAACCCCAGUUGUAA
Sinocyclocheilus grahami is the source of this 3884-nucleotide messenger RNA. Its product is annotated as bone morphogenetic protein receptor type-2-like. The record is from RefSeq and is a predicted model, not a curated record. Gene Ontology annotation, molecular function: ATP binding; transforming growth factor beta receptor activity. The transcript has 13 exons. Gene Ontology annotation, cellular component: signaling receptor complex; plasma membrane. Lineage: Eukaryota; Metazoa; Chordata; Actinopteri; Cypriniformes; Cyprinidae. Bases 716 to 3772 code for a protein of 1018 amino acids. Gene Ontology annotation, biological process: cellular response to growth factor stimulus; BMP signaling pathway; protein phosphorylation.